UCCUGUCGGUGCGAGAAUGCCCUUGGAUUCCGACGGUGCUACACAGCUACACUGUAACUGUGAAUUUAACAACGAUAUAUUUAUACACGAAAAUAGCUUAAAUUGACGUACGCCUAUGUAUCUUGUUCAAAUAUUCUCGUGUGAGCGCAUAGCAGUAUGCACUAUGCCCUGUUUGAUCGAUUAGCUGGGUCUGGCUCGAUUGUUCACGCCUAGCCCGGCGUUUCAUGUGUAUGGGGCAAAAUGGCUGCUUCCACCUCCCCGCAGUCACAAACAAUAGCGGAAAAACCGUCCGGGUGUAGCGGUCGGGUUUCUGAUACGCUGCAGCUUUUCAACGGUGAGGAGGAAGACUGGAUGCCAGUUUUGGGAAACAUGUCCACAAGUCCGGAGUGCAAGAGUGAUUUUCCAUUAGCGCAAGAGAUCAAACGCGUGGAGUCCCCUGCACAUAGAGACAAAGUGGAUACUAAGGCCAAUGGCUUCUUGCGAUGCGAGGUGUGCGACGCCCUCUUUGAGACGAGGCGGGGCCUCUCUAGCCACGCCCGCCUGCAUCUUCGACAGCUGGGGGUGGAGGUUUCGGAGAGCAGCGGGGCGCCCAUCGACUUACUCUACCGACUCGUGCGGGAGAAAGCUUUGGACGGCCACGUGCCUCUGUCCGUAGCGGCGCACCUUCCCGCCAAGAAGCACCGGAACCGGGCACCUGCUGCCAGGAAGCGCUCGAGCCCUGGACUGCAGUGCGACGUGGUGAAUCCUGUUGAAAAAGUUGCCCCAUCCCCUCGCUUGCCCUCCACCAAAUCUGCUUCCUCGGGCUCCUCCUCUUCACUCAAUGCCCCAGCCCGAUCCCGCUCCGUUUCCCCUCUGCUGAACAGGGCUCCAGGCUCACCGCUGCUCCGAUCCCCAGAGCGCAAGCCCAGUUCGGGGAGCCCCUCGAGCCCGGUCUCUCAUGGCUCGCCUAAACCCCUCUGGGCUCCACAGGAAACGGACGCCCCGCUGAACUUAGCCUUGGAAGUGGAUCCCAGCAAGGACAUCGUGUGUGAGUUGUGUGGGGCCUGGUUCGAAACACGCAAGGGCCUGUCUAGCCAUGCACGAGCUCACCUGCGGCACCUGGGCGUGGGGGACGCAGAUGCCCGUGGGCCGCCCAUCAACGCACUCAGCCGCAUUAUUCAUAGCGAGGACUUCCAGCGCCGACUGGCAGCUCUGGACCCAGAGGAAGCCGCAGAGCUGUGCCUGGCCCCUCCCUCGGUAUCUUCCCCUGCUGCCAAGCGGACCAUGGGCAGUUGCUCUGCACCAGGGGGGCAGGACUCUCCCACGUCUCCAGUGCGGCCCCCAGCCAGCAAGCGGCCAAAGUCCUCCCUGGGGUCGCAGGGCUUCCGGCCGGGCAGCAGAGAACAGGCGGCAUCUCCCCACUGUGAGUCUUCGAAGGUGGUCAGCUGCGAGUUCUGCGGCGAGUACUUCGAGAACCGCAAGGGGCUGUCCAGCCACGCCCGUUCGCACCUGCGGCAGAUGGGCAUAACCGAGUGGUCGGUCAAUGGCUCGCCCAUCGACACCCUGAUGGAGGAGGUGGCCCGGCGUGGGCUCCGCUGCGCCCUGCAGUCUCCCCGCACCCUCAAGUCCCCACCCGCUUCCCCUGCUCCACCAUCGCUGUCCCCCUUGGCCUCCCCCGCCUCCCCUGGGCCCCCCAAGUGCUCGCCCUUAGUUUCCACCAGCUCCCACGGCCGCCUGCCCACCGCACGCAAGGCCUGCCGGCCCAAGCCGGAGCCCGUCGAGGUGCCCGUCAGUGAGGCCCCUGGUACGGCAGAGGGUCACAAGCCUCAGCCCAAAGCACACAGUUCUGCCCGCUGCUGGCCGGCUACAGAGGCUGCACAGUCCCCCCGCAUGGUGAGAUCCCCGGAGCUAGAGCCGGCCCGGGACGUCUGCUGCGAGUUCUGCGGCGAGGUCUUCGAGAAUCGCAAGGGGCUGUCCAGCCACGCCCGCUCACACCUACGCCAGAUGGGCAUCACAGAGUGGUCGGUCAACGGCUCGCCCAUCGACACCCUGAUGGAGGAGAUCAAGAGGCGGGGCCUUCCCUGUCGGCAGCGGGUGAAGGAGGAGCCUCCCUCAAACUGGGAGGAGUCUGGCUGUCAGUCGCCACAGCGACACCAACAGAAGCCCGUGAUUGGUCUCCCCAAGCUGAGCCUCGGUGGGAAGGGUGGGGGCACCCCAGGCAAGAGGCCGUUCCCUGGUGGAGCACAUGCAGAGGACAGGUUAACGCCCCACUCAAAAACCUUCUUGCCCGUACCUCAAGACUCUGUGUUCAAGGACAAGUCUUCCAUGGACAAGCAGGCAUCAGGUCACGUGGGCAUGGACGCCAGCUGUGAGCUGUGUGGCUUCUGCUUCGAGAACCGCAAGGCGCUGGCCAGCCACGCGAGGGCGCACCUGCGCCAGUUCGGUGUGACCAAGUGGACGAUCAAUGGCUCCCCCAUCGAGACGCUGCGGGCCUGGAUGCACAGUGAACCGCGCCGCGUGGUCGAGAUGCAGCGCCGCUGCAGCUCCCUAGGGGGCUGGCCCCAGCCCAGGAAGAAAUCGGGCUCCUUCCAUUUACUGACUGGGCCGGACCGCUCACCUGGCCGGGUCCAGAAGUUCGUGUCCCCUGGCGCUUCAUCGGGCAAGCGUGCGGGUCGGGAGGUCAUCAAGGGCCUGGCAGGCUCCUCACGGCCGGUGGAGGGCAAGUGCCUCAGUCCCGGCAGCAAGAUCCCUGUCCGGCGGGCCGACUCCCUGCCGCACUCCCAAGGGGCCCACAGUGAAGUCAACGUGCGCUCCCCCCGAGGUUUUGAGCGCCGGCCCCCAAAGCACCUACCCACUUCAGAAGCCCGGGCACGAGAGAAGGGCCCCUCUCAGGGCGCCAGGUCCAACCCGGUCCCCUCCCUGGUGCCGAAGCCGCCCUCCUCGCCUCUUGUCAAGGUGGUGGGCGACGUCUACUCGCUCAAGUGCCGGUUCUGCGAACUGGAGUUCCGUGGGCCUCUGUCUGUCCAGGAGGACUGGGUGAGACACCUGCAGCGUCACAUCCUGGGCCUCGGCCUGAACAAACCAAGCCUCCCCGCUCCACCUCCACCGCCGCCGGCUGAGCCCCCCCGGCCCCCGAGCACGGCACCCGCAGUGGAUGCGUCAGUGCCAGCCCCGCCGUUCACGCCCGCCGCUUGCGCCGCUGUCCCCAUCUCUGCACAAGCCGUAUAAACCACCCCCAUCUACCCACUCUUCCAGUUCCAUCCCACUUUUCCCAUCAUCCUAUAGUUCUGAUUCGUUUCGUUGGUUUUAAAAUGUCUUAAGCCCAGCCGGAGCCUGAGGAUGUGCCUCUACCCAGCUGGCCGACUGGGUUUCCUGUGCCUCUCCGGCGAUGUUGCUCCCCACCCCCCAGGGGGUGCCAAACAGUGACCUCAUCUUUAACCGGCCUGACCGAGCGCACGUGCGUGGCCGCACUGAAGGAAAGCCAACGGCAAGACCACAGGCGUCUGGUGUGCCUUUUGGGAAGGGGGCGGGGCACUGGGGGGGCGUGUCCGUCCAUGUCAAAGGCAGAAAUCCAGACGUCAAGCUGACACGGGUGGAAUGGCGCCGAAUUGGGUCACGCCUGGUUUUACACUGUUACAAGCACGACCGCUUCGAUCUGAUGUCUGUUUUACGCCCUGAUUCGUUUUUAAAACUUGCUGUUACUGCAAGUCAGCGCGAAACGACACAAUGGGCCUUAUAGCACACUGUGUUCAGCUCUUCGUGAAAUGAGUUUUGUUAAUAAAUAGGGAACCAUUUUUGGAUUAGAUGCAUUUUAAUGUUGGACCAACUGUUUUGGGAACUAGUCUUUUUUUUUUUUUUGAUAAAUGUUUAAGAACUGGAAAUUGGUCUUUAACCUCCUCCGCCACCCCCCACCCCCCACCCUAACGCACAUAAAGCCUUGAGCAUUUAGUCCCUGUGCUGACAUUCCUGGCCUUGGGCACAGCCUUCAAUAACAAGUGCUGGGAUUGGGCACAGCCUUCAAUAACAAGCGCUGGGAUUGGGCACAGCCUUCAAUAACAAGUGCUGGGAUUAGGCACAGCCUUCGAUAACAAGCACUGGGAUUUGUCCUUCUGUGCCCAGCGUGUGCCAAAGAGUCUCCUUACUUGCCACUUUGUGUCUCCAGUGCAAGUGCAGGUGCAUGGGCCAGACUGCACUGCUGCCCAGACUCAUGACGUGCCGGCGGGCAGACAGCCACGCUCAGCUACUUCGGACCCAGCUGACUCUAUACUCCAGGGCUGCCGGGGUUAAUGUGCGUAGUUCUUUUUAUACAGCAUGGAGGCCAGGUUUACUGCAUGAAUAACUACAUUUCCUGAGAAAGAGAAACUUGUCUUGUGAAGCAAUAACGCAAAGCCCCGUGAAACGUGCCGUUUCCGCCAGAAUGACAAGAACAUUCCAGUGACUGCUUGACCCUUUUAUUUUUUUCCUCUUAAUUGGUUAUAAACAUACAUGUUUUUAUGCAGCUGUUAGCACUGUUGUUCAUUAAUGCGUAUGUAUCGAAGUGUGGUCUGAAUCCUGUUGGUGUCGUUUGAUGUUGACCUUUUUACUAAACUUUUUUUUUUAAUUGAAAGUCACAACUUUUUCCAGUAAAAGGAGACAAAAUGGGGGUUUUUGGUUUACUUUAACUAUUUGUGGCUUGUAAUGAAGUCACAAAGUUCUUCAACAGGAAUCCAAGAGUUUCCAGAAAUGUGUUUGAUAUCUGUGGUGAAUGAGCCUUAAACUGCUGUUAUUGAUGGCCUGUGUGUGUGUGUGUGUGUGUGUGUGUCUGUGUGUGUGUGUGUCUGUGUGUGUGUGUGUGUGAGAGAGAGAGAGAAAGAGAGGGGGACAGCAUUGGUUUUGGGUACAUUCCAGGAAGGUGUGAUAUUAUACACAAAUGUUCAAAGUCUCUGUGAUCAAUAAAUGUGAAAGAUCUUUUUUGA
Paramormyrops kingsleyae is the source of this 4934-nucleotide messenger RNA. It is a transcript of the gene wizb, whose product is annotated as WIZ zinc finger b. NCBI's taxonomy places the organism in Eukaryota, Metazoa, Chordata, Actinopteri, Osteoglossiformes, Mormyridae. Gene Ontology annotation, biological process: regulation of transcription by RNA polymerase II. Gene Ontology annotation, cellular component: nucleus. Gene Ontology annotation, molecular function: DNA-binding transcription factor activity, RNA polymerase II-specific; RNA polymerase II cis-regulatory region sequence-specific DNA binding. The record is from RefSeq and is a predicted model, not a curated record.